Heterobasidion irregulare TC 32-1 is the source of this 933-nucleotide messenger RNA. RefSeq lists its product as uncharacterized. The record is from RefSeq and is a predicted model, not a curated record. NCBI's taxonomy places the organism in Eukaryota, Fungi, Basidiomycota, Agaricomycetes, Russulales, Bondarzewiaceae. The coding region runs from base 1 to 933 and encodes 310 amino acids. The transcript has 5 exons.
AUGGGACAAACCCUCAGCCUGUUUUCUCAACUGUUCCCGCCUGCUUCACAUUUCUCUGUUCACGACAUUCCAGACCUUACAGGCCGUAUUGCGCUUGUAACAGGCGGAAAUGCUGGAAUCGGAAAAGAAACAGUACGCGCUUUGUUAGAGCACAACGCCACAGUAUAUCUCGCCGCGCGGUCGAGGAGCAGGGCCGAAGAAACAAUUUUGGAACUUAAGCAGAGCAUAGGGAAGGAGGCGCAGUUUUUGUUGUGUGAUUUGGCGAGCAUGGAGAGUGUGAGGGGCGCCGCACAGGAAUUUAUGAGCAAAGAGACAGAGCUGCAUAUGCUGUUCAAUAACGGCGGGGUGUUGUCUCCUCCAAUAGAUCAACUCACCGUAGAAGGUAUCGAUCUCCAAUGGGGAGUCAAUGUUGUAGGACAUGCCCUUCUUACUUUCCUCCUCCUCCCUGCCCUUCUUUCCGGAGCAAAGUCGUCUCCAGAUGGCAAGGCCAGAGUGGUGAACACAUCAUCGAUUGCAUCUUAUGGUGAUAUCAUACAUUGGGACUCUUUUCUACCUGGAGAGGCGAGAGACAAAAUGGGCUCAAGGCGUCUGUAUAUGCAGAGCAAACAUGGUAAUAUUGUAUUCGCCCGUGAAUUAGGUCGGCGUUAUGGAGAUAGCAUCAUUUCGACCGCAGUCAAUCCAGGAAAUAUCCGCACUACUCUAUACCGCCAUUACCCUUCCCUGCUCGAGCGUUUGGCUCUUUCAACAAUGUACCCUCCUCCAACAGGUGCACUGACGCAGCUUUGGGCCGGCACUUCGCAUGAAACUAUAGAUUUCAACGGAAAGUUCCUGAUCCCUUUCGCCCGUGUAGGUGAAUGUCGUGCGGAGGCAAACGACCCCGAAGUUGGUAGUCGCUUAUGGGCAUAUCUUGAAGAAGUGACUACCAAGCCUUGA